Messenger RNA from Setaria italica (foxtail millet), 1916 nucleotides. Its product is annotated as WD repeat-containing protein 89 homolog. Gene Ontology annotation, molecular function: protein binding. Lineage: Eukaryota; Viridiplantae; Streptophyta; Magnoliopsida; Poales; Poaceae. The transcript is spliced from 8 exons. The record is from RefSeq and is a predicted model, not a curated record. Bases 370 to 1605 code for a protein of 411 amino acids.
GAAGUUGCCCUAGCUUUGUUCCCCGCGCCUCCCUACCGCUCCCUUUCCCUUCCGACCCGCCGCCGGCACUCCUCCGCGCCCGCCGGCGAAGUCCCGCCGCACCUCUACGCUCUCUCUCCAUCCUCACGAUCUACCAGAGCCACCACCCCACAUCCAAACGCCGCGGCUUGCCCAGUUUCGAGCUGCCGCUCCUCUUUCUCAAUUUCCAAGGACGUUUCUUCACCCUCGAGCGUACAUACCCUUGAUUGCCGGCCGUCGGUCGUUGCUGCUCUGCUCCCGCGGUUGUACGGUCUGCUAGUGCUUCGUCAUUCGUACGGGAUCACGAGCAGAGGCGUCCGCCAUUAGUACCGGCUCGGUGGGGAUUGCGCGAUGGAUGAAUACGGAGAGGCGGCUGCGGCGGCCAUGGAGGUGGAGGCCGAGGCCGAGGCCAGCCCGUGCGCGGGGCUCUUCUCUCCUGUGACGUCAGAUUCCCCGUCCCGAAACCCUGAUGGAAGCGUGACCUCGAGGCGGCUCGGCCUUAAGAACAGCAUCCAGACCAACUUUGGAGAUGACUAUGUCUUCCAAAUUGCUUCUUGCCAGGAGAUCUCAACACUCGCAGUUUCCUUGUCAACAAAUGCACUGAAGUUUUAUUCUCCAGCAACCGGACAAUAUCUGGGGGAGUGUAUAGGACACGAAGGAACAAUUCAUGAAAUCUCCUUCUCAGUUCCAUCAUCACCACAAGUAAUCUGUUCUUGUUCUUCUGAUGGAACUGUCAGAGCGUGGGAUACAAGAAACUUUAAGCAGAUAUCUCUGCUAAGAGGAAGUGCGUCACAGGAAAUGUUUACUUUCUCUUUUGGUGGAUCAAGUGGUAACCUACUUGUUGCUGGCUCUAAUGCCCAGGUUCUCUUGUGGGAUUGGAGAACUUCAAAACAAGUUGCAUGCUUAGAGGAAUCCCACAUGGAUGAUGUGACACAAGUCAAAUUCGCACCAAAUCAACAGAGUAAACUCAUUUCCGCCGCAGUGGAUGGAUUAGUAUGUGUUUUUGACACUGAUGGUGACAUUGAUGAGGACAAUCAUCUGCUAUCUGUUAUGAAUGCGGAAACGUCUGUUGCCAAAGUGGGGUUUUUUGGGAAUAUGUAUCAGAAGCUUUGGUGUUUGACCCAUAUUGAGACAUUAAGUGUUUGGGACUGGAAUGACGGGUCUAGAGAGUUGAAUAUGGAAGAUGCUCGUUCCUUGGCCACUGAUAAGUGGAACCUUGACCAUGUUGAUUAUUUUGUUGAUUGUCACUACUCUCUGCCUGAUGACCAGCUAUGGUUGAUUGGCGGCACAAGCGCAGGGACUCUGGGUUACUUCCCUCUAAGAAAUGAUCCUGCAGGAGCAAUAGGUUCUGUGGAAGCUAUCCUUGAAGGAGGCCAUACAGGAGUUGUUAGGACCGUAUACCCUGCUGCAGGAACCCAUGAAAGCCUUGGGCAAAAUAGGGGCAUCUUUGGAUGGACAGGCGGUGAAGAUGGCCGAUUGUGUUGCUGGCGCUCUGACGAAAUUGCAGAGACAAACAAGUCUUGGAUCUCUACUUCAUUAGGUUUGAAGCUGCAAAAGAAAACCAAAAGCCGACAUCAGCCAUACUAGCCGCUAAGAACAAAUCCAUAUGUAACCUUUGUCACUGAAAGGUGGAAGCCCUGUCUGUGAUGUGAGCAUGUUUAUCUUCAUGCCUCUUGAAUAGGUCGUGAUAAACAUAUAUCCCUUAGCACAUUGUGGCUCUAUUUUCACAUUUGCUAAUCAGUGAGAAUGCUGCCACAGUUCAGCCGCUGGUUAUCAUUCAUCCCCAUGAAAGCUAGAGUAUUGAAGCUGUCGGACCUGGUAACAUUAUCUGAAGCCUGAAUUGAGCAAAUGGUGAUGUGUCCAUUUGGGCCAGCUCGGCAAGACGUGCCUCAUUUUUA